UCUGUGUGCAGGACAGGUCCACUCCCUUGCACUGUGCUCUCACUGCCAGCUGCCAGUGCUAGACACUACUCAUUAUGAAAAAACCGCUCACAAGUCACAACUGACCAAUCCAACCACGAAGCUCCCAGUCCCUAGGAACUUCUCCUGUCUCGGACCUCUCCCCUGCGGAUAUAGGACCACGGUACUGCCAACAGACAGUCGCAACAGAACGACGGAGAUGAACUAGCUAGCCUACUCUUAAACAAUGAGCUGAAGCUGGACAGUCAACACGGAAGAGACCUAGUUCACUCACUCAUCUGCAACCGACGCUGGAAUGACGGAACGUUGUCUAUAUUUUUCACCGCUGUAGGCUAAUGCCUUGCACUUUGAGAUCGGCUACCUGGACUUGAUAAAACAGCGUCUCCCAACGCCGUACACUGAGGAUGGGGACUUUUAUACGGAAAAUAGGAGCAUUUUGGUGAACUCUUCAAUCAUUUGGUUUAUGUUUGUUACUCUUACUGUGAAUUCUUGAGCGUUUGACUUCGAGGAGGGAAUCCUUGGUCUGUUUUUGCAACCCGCCUUUUGAAUGAUGCAAAUCGACAGCAAAUCUCGCGCUGGUUUUCCGCACGUUCGGGCGACUAGUCGUUAAAUAGCUAUUACUUUUAGUGACAGGUGCAUUGCAUUGGAGAUGCCACAUGUGCAUGGUAUGAAUUUUAUAUGAAACACAUUCCCAUAGAUCGCAUAUAUUAAGUGCACCAAUAUUGACGAUUGCAUGUGUUUUUAUUAGCUUGGAGAGAUAGUUGAAUAUGUAGGCUAUUGUGAGGUGUAGUAAUUUACCUGCCUUCUGAACUGCAAACGAUUUCAAUGUCACUCAGCAUUCUUUAUAGCCAUUAAGCGAGACUGUGAGCACAAUGGAACUCAAAGUAGAAUCCGAAGAAAUGGACUGCAACCAGCCACCCCCAGUUGAGGCUUUUGCGCAAAACUCAACGCUGCACGGAAUUUCGCACAUUUUCACCUAUGAGAGGGUCUGCAUCAAGCGCUGUCUAUGGGUCGUGUUCUUCCUUGGCUCCUUGACUUUCUUACUGUUUGUGUGCGUGGACCGAAUACACUUCUACCUGGAGUACCCACACGUCACCAAACUGGACGAGAUCUCGACCCCGGUGAUGGUGUUCCCCGCUGUCACGUUCUGCAACCUCAACUCGUUCCGCUUCAGUCGCGUGACGCGCAAUGACCUGUACCACGCAGGGGAGCUGCUAGCGCUGCUCAACCAGAGGUAUGAGAUCAGGGACACCCAUUUGGUGGAGGAAAGUGUUCUGGAGACCCUGAAGGUCAAAGCUGACUUCCACAACUUCAAGCCCCGUCCCUUCAACAUGCGUGAGUUCUAUGACCGCACAGGACAUGACAUCAAGGAAAUACUGCUGGCGUGUCACUUCCGGGGGGCCGAGUGCAGAGCCGAGGACUUCCAAGUGGUGUUCACUCGCUAUGGGAAGUGUUACACGUUCAACGCAGGAGGCGAGGGCCGCACCCCUCUCAUAACUACCAAGGGAGGGAUGGGGAACGGUCUGGAGCUCAUGCUGGACAUUCAGCAAGAUGAGUACCUCCCUGUGUGGGGAGAGACAGAUGAGACCUCAUUUGAAGCUGGGAUCAAAGUUCAGAUCCACAAUCAGGAGGAGCCACCCUUCAUCGACCAGCUGGGCUUCGGAGUGGCACCUGGGUUCCAGACCUUUGUCUCCUGCCAGGAACAACGGCUGAUAUAUUUGCCCCCACCCUGGGGGGACUGUAAGGUGACAUGGAUGGACUCAGAAUUCUUUGAAACGUACAGCAUCACCGCCUGCCGUAUCGACUGUGAGACGCGCUACCUGGUGGAGAACUGUAACUGCCGCAUGGUGCACAUGCCUGGAGAUGCCCCAUACUGCACCCCUGAGCUGUACAAAGAGUGUGCUGAUCCAGCUCUUGACUUCCUGGUGGAGAAAGACAAUGAUUUUUGUGUGUGUGAGACGCCGUGCAACAUGACCAGAUACAGCAAGGAGCUGUCCUUCGUCAAGAUCCCCAGCAAGGCCUCUGCCAAGUAUCUGGCCAAGAAAUACAACAAGUCAGAGCAGUACAUAGCUGAUAAUAUCCUGGUUCUGGACAUCUUCUUUGAGGCUCUAAACUAUGAGACGAUCGAACAGAAGAAAGCCUAUGAAGUAGCAGGACUUUUGGGUGAUAUUGGUGGUCAGAUGGGUCUUUUCAUUGGAGCCAGUCUCCUAACUAUUCUGGAGCUGUUUGACUACAUCUAUGAGGUGAUAAAGUACAAGCUCUGUCGAUGCUCAGAGAAGAAACACAAGCACAGCAACAACGACCAGGGAGCUGUUCUGAGCCUGGACGAUGUGAAAUGUCACGGAGGAGCAACCCAGAGGACGUCACCUGCUGAGCCAAUCAGAACACAAGGAAGUAAGAAAAUGGAGCAUUUCAAUUUAAUUCAAAAGUGGACAGAUGUCAGAGUAUAAAGCUUGAUAAUGGGUAAUAUGUAACAAUUCAAUAGCACUGAAGUCACAUGGGUGCAAGAGUAGUGCUAGCCACGUAUAGCCUGCUGGAUCAUAAUGACUGCAAUGUCAUGAAAGUGGCAAUGUUAAUCCAUGUACACAUUAAAAUAGUUAUUCUAUUGUCUUCUAAGAAUGUAAUUUUACUUGGGCUACAUUUAGAUAUAGCAAGCAGGACUAAGAGAUUUUGGCUUUGGGUGUGUGAUGGUGGGAAAUGUCCUCGCAGUAUAUUGGCAUGUUUGUCUGUGCUACAAUUUUGGUCUGUUUGUUUGUAUGGUUGUGUUUAUGUGCAUGCCCUUUUUGAGUGUGUGUGUGUUUUGAGUGUAUGUAAUACUUCAAGAGUACACUUUCUCAAGUUAAUGAAUUGCAGUCCCGAAAUUGGCUCCUUUUGUAAUUUACUGCUUCUGUCCAAUUGGCCAAUUUGACAUAAUUCAAUGAAGUUGAUUUUUCAUCUUGUAUUAAAAAAAGUAAUUAUUCAAUUGAAAAGAUUGUUCACCAUUUUCUAAGAGAAGUCAACAUUUGUAUUUUCUUACGUAAGAAGUGUGAAAGUUUUACAGCCAAAUGAGUAGAUGUGAUAGAACUAGAUGACGAGAGAUGUCGAUCCACUUUUUUGACAAUGGAAAUAUGGCCUGACUCCCAAAAGUUAAACAAUUGGACCACUGUUACUACAAUAUAUUUGGGUAGGAACCAUUGGAGGUAGCUAGGAGCACUUACUGAAACGAUCUCUUAUCACUCAUGCCUCAUUUAGCCAUGCUAGAUGUAUUUAUCAUAGGAAAGGGGGAGUUGUGUGACAGUGUGUAACUGUGUAGUGUUAUUCUCAAGCACAACAGUACCAUGAACAUGUAAAUAAAAUACUGCAAGGAAGGACUAUGGAUAAUGUUCUGAUGGUGGUUGCAUAGUCUUGCCUAAUGUUCUUGAUGUAAUUAAUGUAGCCAUGUGUAUGUGAUCUUACUUUUGUUUUUCUAUAAAUACUAUGCCUACCAGUUUACAUGUUUUCAGAUGUUUUAUUUAUCUAAAAAGCAACAAUAAAGUAUAAUGACAUUUCAA
Molecule: messenger RNA, 3548 nt
Organism: Oncorhynchus mykiss (rainbow trout)
Lineage: Eukaryota; Metazoa; Chordata; Actinopteri; Salmoniformes; Salmonidae
Source: RefSeq, a predicted model, not a curated record